Molecule: messenger RNA, 1382 nt
Organism: Ceraceosorus bombacis
Lineage: Eukaryota; Fungi; Basidiomycota; Exobasidiomycetes; Ceraceosorales; Ceraceosoraceae
Source: the annotation of a GenBank genome assembly
AUGACUCGCUACACCUCAGGCGUCUCGGAUGCCUCACACGGCUCCAAGAAGCGGAAAAUGUUGCCCACCGCCACGCCUGCCGAAGAGCGGUUCGCAGCUUCUUCAUCCACCAACAACAUCACCAUGGGGGAUAGUGCUGCGGAAGGCGAAAGCAAGACUGGAAGCAAGCGUAAAAGAAGGCGGACGAAGAGCGGCCAGAACGAGUCGACAGCGGCUCGAGUACCCCGACCAUCCGUUCCUGUGGACCUCUCCAAGCUAUCCUCCAAUGACCUGCAGAAGCGUCUAAAGCUUGUUCGAUUGCGAGCAAAGAAGGCCAAUACGGAUGAGAAGAGGGCAGCGCAUGAGUCUGCUAUUCAUGAAGUUGUGAGGGCUAUACGAGCGGCAAAUGGUCGAGCUGGGAAGAAGGACGCCCGACUAGAGGAAGUGACUUGGAAGGACAAGAGAGCAGACUCGAAGGGCGGCGAGUUUGCCGCAAGGAAAGGAGCAGCGACCUCGCAUGCACCAGAUGACGAGAAAGGAAAUCCAUGGAAGAAGAUGGAGGCCGGUGAGUGCUGCGAUUCUAGUGAUAGCUCACCAGAAAAGCUUACGCGUAGCUCACGGUCUACACUGCGACAGAUCGACGAGCAGACGCCUCAGCAAAGAGCGAUGCUCGCAGAGACAAGCGGGCGGCAGAGCGAGCUUCAAAGCAGCGAUGCUAUGCGUGUAGAGGUAUGGGACACUCGGCGAAGGACUGUCCGUCAGGUCUCAAUGCGGAGAGUAGCGCACUCGACGGAGAUUUGCCUGUAGAAGGCGAUACAGAUGGGAAAGCCAAAGUGACGGGCAAAGAGACUGUCGGUAUUUGCUUUAGGUGUGGCAGCACGGAGCAUACACUGGCCCGGUGUAGGAAGGCAGCGAAACGCAACGAUGAAGGCGAAGAGCAGCUGCCAUACGCCACUUGCUUCAUAUGCAGUCAAAAAGUGAGUAUCUCUGUCGGCUGUUCCCACAGACAGCGGCUGCUGCUUACACUUUGUGGGACUACCGUGUAGGGUCACUUGUCCUCUAAAUGUCCCAAAGGCAGAGGCGUGUACCCCUCAGGUGGAUCUUGUCGUCUGUGCUCAUCCACGGAACAUCUAGUCAAAGACUGUCCACUCAGCAUACGCAAGAGCGGCAAAGGAGCAGCCGAACUCGGUCUCGCGGCAAUCGGUGGUGCUGAUUCAGGCGGCCUGUCCGCCACCGGUGGUGUCCAAGAUACAGGAAGUCUUGGAGCAGAUGAAGAUGACUUCCAUCACUUUUCCAGACAGAGAAGCGACGUGGAGCGCGAAAGAUUGCAAGAACAUCGAAAGAAGGUCUCUCGCGCACCCCAAGAGAAGGAAAAGAAAAGCGCAAAGGUCAUUGCUUUUUGA